Molecule: messenger RNA, 2128 nt
Organism: Xyrauchen texanus (razorback sucker)
Lineage: Eukaryota; Metazoa; Chordata; Actinopteri; Cypriniformes; Catostomidae
Product: HAUS augmin-like complex subunit 5
Exons: 19
Coding region: 84-2018 (644 amino acids)
Biological process (GO): centrosome cycle; spindle assembly
Cellular component (GO): centrosome; HAUS complex
Source: RefSeq, a predicted model, not a curated record
UCUCCCGGGUUUUUGAGAUUUGGAUGCAGCAGUUUGUUGACAUCAAGACAUAAUCUCUGAUUAAGAUCAAACAGUUAUAAAAGAUGUCGGGUCUCAGUCAGGAGCUAAAGCGUUGGGCUAUUGAUGAACUUAAUCUGCCAGCAGCCAGACUCCCUGAUGACGGAUAUAUAAAGACGUUGUGCGUUGGUCUCGGAGCUUCCAUUUGGAAAUAUAUCACGCAGCAUGUGUAUAAAGAGAGGAAUGUUCGGGUCAUAAGGGGGAAUCUUCAAUGGUACAAAGUUUUACAAGAUGAAGAGCUGAAACACUUGAACAGUCAGAAUACAGAUGUAAGAAGGCUUGAGCUUCAGAAAGAGAUUGAUGCCCUUCAGACUGAUCUUGUUCAACUGGACACAAAGAUCAGUCGGGUGGAGGAUCAGCUUGCUACUGAAGAGCAGAAUGUGAACAGGAACUGGGAGGAUUUCAUGGAGAACAGACAGAGAAAGCUCCUGUUGGAUUCCUUCAGGCAAUGCUGCACAGAGGACAGAAAAAUCCUCCUGGAAGACACACACAUGAUUGGCACCCAACGACAUGCCCUGGAAGAGCUGUCCAAGAAAGCAGAAGUGAAGCUGGUGUUUGGGUCAUCCAACAAUGCAGACUGUGGAGCUGGUGCAGAUCCUCUGGUUUUAAGGGAUAUCAGAGAGCUCUGCAAUGAAAGAGUUCUCUUUUUCCAAUGCCUUCUACAGAGCGAACUGACAGCAAAUUCAUCAGCCGAUUUUAAUCAUGAUCAAAGGAAUGCUGUGAUCCAGCACUGGGUGAGUGCAGUGGAGAAUGUCCUACGUUCUCACCCUCCAAACCAAGUGCUCUCAGCUCUUCAAGCUCUGACCUCCAGACAGCAAGUGGCACUAGAGGAGAAAAUUGCAUCUUUGGAUGUAGAGCGUGAUGUAUCAGCUUUAGAGUUUUGUUAUGAGAGUGAUCAUCUUAUAGAUGUGUCAGCUAAGGAAGAGGAGUUGCCACCUGUUCGAAGUCUAUUGCAGUCUGUCUGGGAAGAGGUGGAGCAGAGUUAUGUUGAAUUAUCACAGGCUCGAUACAGACGUGGGCAGCUGGAGACUGAGAUUUCAGCUUUGAUGAGUAAGGCAGAGGUUGGUGUGCUGGCACAGGAAACAGACCCACUGGCCAGGUGUGUGUUUGAGUUGAAGAUGGAGGGAGUAAAGCAAGCAGUAGUAAGAGACAGCAUCAGAGAGCAGUGUACUCAGCUGCAGUUACGAGUCAGAGAAGCACAGGAAGCCAUCAGGACCCUACAUACACAGUGGCAAAGUGUCAUGGACUUCAGACAGCUUGUGGAGAGGAGACAAGAACAGAUACGGAGCCUGAUCAAGGGGAACUCCUCGGUGAAGACUGAAUUAACCCGUGUCCAUGCAGAGGUUGGACAGUUUGUGCAGGAAAACCUCAGUACUCAGUUUGGUAAUGUGAUUAAAGCUGGAAAUGGACUGCGAAACUCUGUAUCACAAGGGGCCAAGCACUUCAGUUUUGUGUCACUGGCUGCACUGGACCGCAGGGUCAUGAAGGGGGGACAGAAGCUACCAGCAGCUCAGCUUUCUAUCCACCGGUUACAGUCUCCUGCUUUCCAAAAACUCUGUGAAAGUCUCUCAUUUCCCAUGUAUAUGGCUUCAGAGGAGCUAUGGUCUCAGGCUGCAGCCCGGCGGCUGGAGUUACGACAUCUGUGCAGACUCCUUCAGCUUCUCUCAGAGUCAGCAGCAGACACGCAGAAGCUGACGGCAAAGCUGCCCUCCCCUGAUCAGCAGACUUUGCUGCAGCGUGUGAAGAUGGUAGAUGGUGAGAUUCAGCAGACAUUGUUCCCUCGGGCAUUUGAGCUCACACAGAGAUGCUCUAAAGGCCUGCUUUACGCAGAACAAGUGAAGACUGCUAUUACACACUGGUGGGAGCAGCCUGGACAGUUUGCCUUGCCAGAGAUGCAGAGAGAAGGACUGUCUUUCCAACAGUGGCUACAGCGAUGGAAACUGGCAACAAAAGAAUCCUGACUUAUUUCUCUAUUUGUAAUCAAAGUUUGUGUAGUGUAUCUCUAUACAAUUUAUAUUUUACUUUCAUAUUUCAACACUUUACUCUUAAAAAUAAACUGAUUAUCAUUCAA